Linepithema humile (Argentine ant) is the source of this 981-nucleotide messenger RNA. Lineage: Eukaryota; Metazoa; Arthropoda; Insecta; Hymenoptera; Formicidae. The record is from RefSeq and is a predicted model, not a curated record.
AUGCUUCUUCUGUGCGUGGCAUACGUGCAAGAUGGCGGAUUAUGGUCAGCAAGACUUCAACAGAAGUGCAUUGACGCUCAAUAAUGGACGGGCUUGGUAUACCGGCCAAAGAGCGGAAAAAGUUCCUAGUGGACUGGUAAGGCUCGUUGGUCAAAAUUGUCUCGGCCUGGAUCUUUCCUACAACGAACUGAUUACCGUUUCUGGUAUAAAGGAUUUUAAACAACUGCAGGAAUUAAUCCUGGACAAUAACAAGCUUGUAAAUCUUAAAACACUGCCGUGCAUACCGACUUUGACUACUCUGAGUUUGAAUAAUAAUAAGAUAUCUAACAUCGACAAAGCGCUCGACAGGGUACGCGAGUGCUGUCCCAACAUAGAAUAUGUGAGCUUCCUGGGCAAUCCUGGUUGUCCCGAUCAACUGACCGAUCCAACAUCUACCGACGAGGAUGAUUAUGAGCGUUACAGGCUUUACGCCAUCCAUACUUUACCUCCGAGUCUUCGCUUCUUGGAUUCCCGAAGAGUUACUCAGCAGGAGAAACUAGACGCUAAGGCUCGUGGCAAAUAUUCCAGAACGAUUAAAUUCGUGCCGGAACUGAUUCGCAAGUUCGCACCUAACUCGACGCCUAUCAGCAACGAGUUCGACGACAUAUAUUUCAAUAUUCAUUACACGCCCUUGCCGAGCUCGCUGCGCAGUCCUCAGGAUCACAGAGGUGCGUACGGCAAAUGCAAGUAUCGGUAUUCUGGCAAGAAUUCAGAGGGCAAUCGAUUUAUCUCGAACAACGAUCUGUAAUCAAGAUGAACAUGAAUAUUUUGAAGCGUGGCCUUAAAAAGUCAACAAAAUAAUUUUUCUAGUCAAGUACGAUUGAUAUUAACAGAAAACUAUCAAUUAGCAGCGCGAAAUAUCUGUCAGAUUUCUAUGAGCUGUUAUUAAAAUCCAUUACAUAUUGAUGUGCGAUUAGUAUUAUCGAUAUGAUGGUAAAAAUA